This is a messenger RNA of Saccoglossus kowalevskii, 947 nucleotides long. RefSeq lists its product as uncharacterized. The record is from RefSeq and is a predicted model, not a curated record. Lineage: Eukaryota; Metazoa; Hemichordata; Enteropneusta; Harrimaniidae. Gene Ontology annotation, cellular component: nucleus. Gene Ontology annotation, molecular function: nucleic acid binding; exonuclease activity.
AUUUUAAAUUGUAGCGGCCUCACCAGUCGCAUCCGGGUAUUUACAUGUAAAGGUCAGAGGUGAAAGGUAAAAGCAUGGCGCUCGUCAACAGAAGCAGACAACGAGCCUGUGCAUAAAGAAGGUAUUACAUUAUUAUGACGGACAAAAAGAGUGGACAGCCAGAGUCCUCCGAACGCGAUGCUUUAGAUCGUGGCGAACAUUCCGAGUGCGAAGAAGGAGAGGUGUUUGAUUCAACAUCAACAACACCAACUCCGACCGACGACCGUGGUGACAUGAUUGAAGUUGGUGAUGUGGAUUUCAAAAGUGAAGACAUAGAACAGAGUGACUGUGAUAAUGAGACGAAUAAUGAUCAGGAAAUGCCAGCAUCAACUCAACAAGAGGUACCAGAUGAUCAACAGGGAAAGGAAACGAGGGCAGAAAGAAAAAUGAGAAGAAAGCUUAAAAAAGAAAGAAAGAAGGCAGAGAAAUAUGCAGCAGAUCUCAUCAAUGAUGGACAUCAAAAGAAAAAGAAAAAAAGAAAAAUUAGAGAAGAUGAGGAUUCCAGUCCACAAAAGAAAUCUAAAAUUGACACCAGUGAAAUGGAGUCGACAAGUUCUGAUUUAACAACGGAAGAUAAACUGCUCCUAAAAUUAGAAAAGAAAAAAAAAGUAAACAAGUUAAUGCAACUUCCAAAGAUAUUCUUAACUUUACAAGAAAUUUACGGCAGAGCCAUUGAAAAGGAAGAUGCAAUCAUUCCACCUUUGGAUAUCAAAAAUAUUCAGGAUUUAGUUUUAUACUCUCUGAUUGGAAUGAAUGCCAGCGUUAUUCCAAGUUGCCACCAGGAAUUACCAGCUUAUAACCCACAUAGCAUUGUGUUUCGACUGUGUGCGGGGCUAGGGUGCAAAACAUCGAGACUGAGCGUUUCACUACUAGUUGCAGCAGUUGAGCGUACAGUAAUGGAAGCGUGA